This is a messenger RNA of Brassica rapa (field mustard), 5847 nucleotides long. Its product is annotated as glycine-rich cell wall structural protein 2. NCBI's taxonomy places the organism in Eukaryota, Viridiplantae, Streptophyta, Magnoliopsida, Brassicales, Brassicaceae. The record is from RefSeq and is a predicted model, not a curated record. Gene Ontology annotation, molecular function: electron transfer activity.
CUUUAUCAUAUUUCCAAAUUAUGCUAUAUUUUUUUCAAAGAUUUAGUUUCUAUUUAAUAUUUAUUGGUGGUUGUUUUAUUCAAUAAAAGUACACAUUCUUAUAUACAUUUUACAUUGUCAUUUUUUUUUUCCUAAACAAUCACGGUCAUGUCUUCUCCACCAUCCUCGCUCUCCCUGAAAAAUUAAAUAAUUUUUCCCUUCAAUAUUUAUUGUUUUCUAUUUAAUUUAUAACAUUGGCUAAACUGCGCUAGCUUAGUUGGUAAAUAACUAAUUUUAGUGUAUUAAGAUACACAACUUCAAGUCCUAUUGUGACAUUUUUUUUUAAUUAAAUAAAAUUUUGUGUUUACAACCAAUCACACAAAAUGAUAGAGAAACGAAAUAUCAAGUAUGAAAGCAUAACAGUGUUUAAUUUAUUUUAAGGAAAUAAUAUAUAAAUACGUGAAGAAUAGAAGAGUAUAUCUUAAGUAGUAUAUUACACUCUCUAUAAAUAGUAUAGUUUUCACUUGACCAAUGUAUAGUUUUUAGUUUUUACUGGUUCACGGUAUUUUAAUACUUUGUGGUCAUCUUUGAUUUUCAAUAAUGUAACCAUAGUAUAUUAUCAUUUGUAAAUGCUUAGGUUUGAUAAUAAGCACAAACCAAUUAGUUCAUAACAAUGAUACAACAAUAAAACAUACAAAAUCUUUAUUUUCUGUGCAGCCGCAUUUCUGUUCUACUUCGUCAAAUAUAAUAUAACAAUACCAAUAACACACUGCAACUGAGUGACAUGAUGUAAAGCUGAUGGAAUAAUGAAGGAGAAGAAUGAGGAGACGGAUGAGAAUAUAUGAUUUGCAAAAGAGCUGGUUCCGGAGUUGAUGGAGGUGGAAAAGAAACCACCACACAAGGUGGAGAAGAAGAAGUGACGAUGGGAUGAAGAGAAAUGGGUGGAGACGUCAGUGGAGAGAAGGUUGUGGUAAUGAUGAAACAACUAGUGACAAUGGUAGUCGCAGUGCUGAUUUUACACAUGGAAUAAUAGUAAACACAAUAUAUAUUGCAUUUCAUUUCUAUUCUAUAUGUAUACAAUUGUAAAGAACAUAAAAAUGUUCAUUUUCUCUGAUCGUUUUUACUAACUGACAGUGGCGUGUACGUGACAGAAGCAAAGAAGAAGGUGCAUCUCUCCAUGUCAAAUACAGAGGAUGUGGGAGGUGUGAGUCCUGGAAUGUGAACAAGAAAAGAGGAAUAAAGUUAGGGGUUUGUGCUUUCACGGUGGUGUAUAUGACUCUGUGAGUUUCUGAGACCAAGGGAAAACUCAUGAAGAACUUCCAGCCUCGUUCAGAUGAGAAAAGUUCAAAACAAUUUCAUUGUUUGUCUUCCCUCUGUUUUGGCUACAAACAAGAAGAAAUUGAGAAAUCUCAGAUAUUUUACAUAAACUUACGUUGUGAGAGUUGUGUGAAUAACUAAGGACCACAUUUUACUUUUUACGGAUACUGAAUAUUAAUUUUAAAACUGUUUUUUCUUUGCAGGUUGCACAAGUUUAAUACAAUGAUAUCAUUGUAUUAUUAAAUAAAAUACAUGGUAUAUGCUAUCAAUUUAUAUUAUUUAGAUAGAAAAAUGAAUUAUAAUUUUUUUUUGAGAUAUACAAUGUAAUUGCCCUAAAAUCUUCAACCCUUCUUCUUCCCCAUUCUCUUUGACAAACAUGAACUGGAGCUUGUCGCCACCCUCAGCUAGUUUUUUUCCAACAAAGGUGAUUCCGGCGAGACAGGGAGCUUUGGUAGAGAUUGAAGCACUUUCUUCUUCAGUCCUUUGUUUGCCGCUUCUACCUAUGGUGGAGGAGAUUGACUUGACCCGCCUUGUGAUCCAGAUGAUUAAUUGUUACCAAUGGUGAGAUGCUAGAGACAAACACAUCGAGGAUGAAGAUAAGUUUGGUUUAUUUUAGAUUUGUAAAGGGGUUUCAAGGACUUCGAUCGAGGUGGGCAAAAAAAGUUGAACCAGAUUGGUUCAUGUUAGUUUACUUCGAAUACCAUUUCCAUCAUGUUGUUUCUCUUUAUAAAAAAGCGAUUAAACGCUAUGAAUUCCAUCUCCAAUGGUUUUUCUUAAUAAGAUGAUCAUUACUCAUGUAGAUUUCAAUAGAAUUUUUUUUCACUUUUGGUAGGAAAUGCUGAUUAUAACAUUACAGAUUCUAGGUAUGGAAAAUGGUACACUGAUAUUUUCUUAUUGGCAAGUUUUUCCAACGACGGUGAUUUCGGUGAGAAUGCAUACAUAACAAGGUGCAGAGAAGAGAAAAUUCUCGACGAAGACGAUGAAACCAAAUCAAACGUGUGGUUAUGUUUUGAUUAGAGAAACCAGUUAAGAAACUCGGGAUGAUGAAAUUAGCCUUCGUUGUUUGAGAGUUUUGAAAAAUAAGGAUUUGAUGGAUAGUGGUUCUUGUUUGUAUAAGAAAAUUUAAAAGUUUUAUUUAAUGCAAAUAAAAAAUGUCACACUAAGUAUUCAAACUCUUGUAAGGUAUCACAACAAAAUUAGAUACUUACCAACUGAGUUCGUGCGACUAACUGAAUAUUAAGGAAAAGCGAAUAUUUAUAUAUGUAAAAUAUAUACUACUAUUAUUAUUAAAAGAUUUUAUGGGCUCAAUAAUUUAUUUACCUUUUAUUAUAUUAAAAUUUAAUUUUCCUUUUAUUUAUUUUUUCUUGAUCAAAGAGGAUAAGAACAUCUUUAUCAAAUAAUUCACAAGUUCUUCAACAAGUAACUCAAAAAAUUAUUCAACUAAUAUUUAUAUUUUAUUAAAUGUUGAUAAGGAUGCUCUGAGGCUAAGCCACUAUAUAAGAAGACUACCCCUCGUUGUAAAUCAUCUUUUUUUUUUUAAUCUUACAGACGUAAACCCAAACAGUUGUGCAAAACUUUUCUGAACUCUUCUCUAAAGGUAUAUUGUUUCUUCAAUCUUCAGAACCAUCUAUUGCUUGUUUUCUGCCUUUAAAUUAGAGAUUUUCUUGUUGGAUAAGAUUCAUUAGGAUCUGUGGGAACUUCUGUAUGAUUUAUGUGUGCUAAAGAGAGUUGCAUGUACUUUUUAGAUGGUGAUGCAAAUAUUUGUUAAGUACCUUACAGGUAAGAGCAUAACCCUUGUGGUCCAAAGCUCAGACACUUUUGACAACCAUGUUUUGAGAUCUACCAUAUAUACAUUUAACUGAUAAUUCAUAUUUGACAUGAUCCUAAAAAGCUUUUUUUUAAUGAAUUUUCAAAUUUAUUGAUCAAAGAGUUCAAGAGAAACAUUUACAAUGCUAAGUUCCUAUAAUGAAUGAAAACUACUUAUACUAACGAGAAGAUGUCAUAAUCGACCCCCUUAUCGUAAUUCUAAAAAGAGUUAUAUUUAUCCAAGAAAAACAUAAGAAUCAAAUAAACAAGUUAAUCUUGGGAAAUCAGUAAAAGCCUACUCGUGCCUACGAAAAGUCCACGGUCUAAACUAGUCUUGCAUCAUUUAUGAACGAAAAACACUAAACGUAAAAAAAAACAACUUUUUCAAAAAAAAAUGAACGAAAGAACUAUAAAUUAAAAGAAAUGUGAAUUUUCAAAAAAAAAUCAUUGAGCUCUAUGUUAAAUCACCUUAUCGUCACUCCAACGUAAUUAUAAAGGCGAUUUAUGAUGAAUAGAAGAUUAACAAAAAAGAUUAUAUGUGACUUAAGGAUUCGUCAACGUUAAUUAGUUCAAGUAGCAAUUAAAGUGAAGAAGGGUCAACGUCGUUCCACUAAACAAGUGUCCUAGUCCAAUGCAUGUUUCCUUGUGAAUCUUCGCAUGUUUUGAAUCAAUCGUCUCAUUUGUUUGGUUUCUCACUACCAUUCACUUUUAAAAUUAUAUUUUGUUAUAGCCACAAUUCAAACAUUUACGGCCGCACUUUACUUUUUACUCAUUGUGAACGAAUGUAAUAUAUUGGCGUGCUAAAAAUAAUGAAUGUUAGUCCAUUAUUAUUAUUUUUUUAUUUAUAUUGUUGAAUAAUACUGUUAAUCCAUUAUUAUUAUUAUUUAUAUUUAUAUUGUAGAAUAAUAUUUUAAAUAAGUGUGACUAAAUUGAUUGUAUAGAUUUAAAACAUAUCAGAUUUUAAAUGUUUUGGUCAUUUCAGAUUGAUUCAUUAUUCAUUUGAAUCCAAUUUCUUAAAUCUGCAUCAUUAUAUUUAUAAAUUCAACAUAGUGUCAUUUUAUUUUUACACUAGAGAAUUACACUCAGUAACACAUGAUUAGCAAAUCCAUCUGUCUGUUUUUCAAAUUUUAUGAAAAAUUCUUUAAUCUUUAAAUUUGAAUUUUUAUAAACUUUUAAUAAUAGUGUUUGUUGAUUUAUUAUUAAUAAUAUAUGAUUUGAAUAUCUUAGGGUAAAAGGUUGGAUUUUCUAUUAAUAUAAUUUACUCAUGAAACAAGAUUCAAAUUCAUUCUAACAAUUUUCAAAUCAAAUGAUUGAAAAAUCUAUUAAACAUGAAUAACACCAUAUUUUAGUUGUUGUAUUCAAAUCUUUCUUUUAAUUAAGAGACUGUAAAUCUAAAAACCAAUAACCCUAGAUUUCAAAAUCUUUUAAUUGAGAUAUUCUAAAUGUAAUAACCAAAUCACAUUAAAUUUUAAUAUAGAAGUUACAAUCAGUUAUCAAAUAACACUGGAUUAUAACUCUUAUAAAAUAAGUAUAAUUAAAUUUAAAUUCAUUAUUGAAUAACACCACCAAACAUCUCACAUUUCUGGCAGUUUGGCACAAUCUCUUUCCUAUAAAUAGUCGAAUUUUAAACCCCAAAGGAAGCAUCACAAUCAUUUAUCAAAUAAGUAACCAUUCAAAAGAAAAGCGAUGGCAGAUUCUCCUUUUCUAAACCUUGUUUUACUCUUUGUGACCGUGGCCUCCAUAUUUUCCACAUUUGCUGAGGCCAAUAGGGGAUUUGGAUGGGGUUGGGGUGGAGGCUCAAACUAUUCAAGCAGUUCAGGUUCAAGCCCUGGCUCAGGCUGGGGUUGGGGCUCUAGCCGGAACGGCUCGGGAUGGAUUUGGGGUGCGGGCACCAACCAUUCAAGUGGUUCAAGGUCAAUCCCCGGGUCAGAAUGGAGUUGGGGUUGGGGGAUGGGCUCCAACCAUUCAAGUGGUUCAGGUUCAAGCCCGUGGUCGGGAUGGGGUCCUAACAACGGACAAAACACAGGAUCCGGCGGCUCCGGCUCUGGUUGGGGUUGGGGUCCUAAAAACACAAACAACUCGGGAUCUGGCAGCUCCGGUUCUGGCUGGGGCUGGGGUUGGGGAAGUCACUCAAAAGGUUAUAACGCAACCUACAAUGCACCUAGAAAGUUCAUAGUCGGUGGAGACAAAGAGUGGACAUAUGGUUUCAAUUACUCCGACUGGGCUUCUAAGACUGCCCCCUUCUUUCUCAAUGACAUACUUGUGUUCAAAUACAACCCACCAGCACCGUUCACGCACAGCGUUUACUUGUUUUCUAACCCAUUGAGUUACGAAAAGUGCGAUGUGAAGAAAGGAAAGAUGAUCGCAUCACCGAAGCAAGGUGCUGGGAAUGGUUUUGAGCUUGUUCUUACAAAAAUGAAGCCUUACUACAUAUCGUGCGGCGAGCAUGACGGUGCUCACUGCAGCAAUGGAACCAUGAAGUUUACCGUUAUGCCUAUCCUCGCCCGUUGGUAAUUUGUUCGGUACUAAAAGCUAACUCCGACGUCAAAAGUAUCAGACAUUAGGUUUCAUUUUGUUGUUGUGUCGUCAAUAAAACAUAUUACCAAUUUACUAUUAUCCACAUUUUGUUGGGAUUUGUUUGUGGUUUUGCGUUGUCUUUUUAUUUAUGAGAUCACCCUUGUUUAUGUAUGCUACCAUAUUUUCAUGGUAAAAGUUAAUGGCAAGAUUUAGUAUUUUUCUUAAAAA